CGUGCAGCUUUUGUGUUACUUGAAUUUUGGAAACUUGAUCUGCUUUUGCUUUGUUAUUUCAUUAUCAGUACCCCUUUGGGUCGUAUACUGGUUACCUGAACUGUCUUUUUGCUCAUCUUUGAAGAACUAUUUUAAAGUUCCCUUUUUUUUAUACUUCUGUCUUUUCAUUCAUUUUAUAAAUCUCUCCAUUCUUUCUUCAAAGUAAAAUUCUGGGUUUGUUUUUUUGUUUUCAAUUGGGGACACAGAAAUUAAAGAACUGAUUGGGAUUUCCAUUUGUGUUGCUGGGUCUCUUAGAUUUGAAGCUUUUUGGUUGGUGGAUCCCAAAUUCAUGAAUGCCCCCUUUUCUUCGACCAAUAAGUUUUGUUGCUGAACAAAUUAGCCCUGUCUGGCUAAGGUUUUUGAGUCUGUAGUGCUAGAUAAUUGAUCUUUGUGUAUUAUUUUAACUUAAGGAUCUUCAGUUUUCCCUUUUUAUCAUUGGUGGCUUUCUCACAAAUCUAGUCUCCGAAGUUAGUGAUUUCAAAGAGCAUCAAUGGGUUUUAAAUUUCUCGAAGAUCUCUCCAGUUUACUUCAUUACUAGAGAAAAGUGGGAUCUCUGGGGUUACCUCAUGUAGAUUCCUCGUAGGUGCUCUCAAGUUCAUUUGAAAAGAAUGAGUCAGCCUAAGAUCAAGCGCAGAGUUGGUAAAUACGAGGUGGGGAGGACAAUUGGUGAAGGGACAUUUGCAAAGGUGAAAUUUGCAAGGAACUCUGAGACAGGAGAACCUGUGGCUCUUAAAAUUCUUGACAAGGAGAAGGUGCUCAAGCACAAGAUGGCUGAGCAGAUCAGGAGAGAGGUGGCUACAAUGAAAUUAAUCAAGCAUCCAAAUGUUGUUCGAUUGUAUGAGGUGAUGGGAAGCAAGACAAAAAUAUAUAUUGUUUUGGAGUUUGUGACUGGUGGGGAGCUCUUUGACAAAAUUGUAAACCAUGGACGGAUGAGUGAAAAUGAAGCUCGUAGAUAUUUCCAACAGCUUAUAAAUGCUGUUGAUUAUUGCCACAGCAGGGGUGUCUACCACAGAGACCUGAAGCCAGAAAAUUUGCUCUUAGAUACUUAUGGGAACCUUAAAGUUUCCGACUUUGGAUUGAGUGCCCUCUCCCAGCAAGUUAGGGAUGAUGGGCUUCUCCAUACUACAUGUGGGACACCAAACUAUGUUGCUCCAGAGGUCCUUAAUGAUAGAGGCUAUGAUGGUGCAACUGCAGACUUGUGGUCAUGUGGGGUGAUUCUCUUUGUAUUGGUUGCAGGUUACCUACCUUUUGAUGACCCUAAUCUUAUGAACCUGUAUAAGAAAAUCUCAGCUGCUGAAUUUACUUGCCCCCCGUGGCUUUCUUUCAGUGCCAGGAAAUUGAUUACACGAAUCUUGGAUCCUGAUCCCACAACUCGUAUCACUAUACCUGAGAUUUUGGAUGAUGAAUGGUUUAAGAAAGAUUAUACGCCUCCUGUUUUUGAGGAGAAUGGGGAAAUCAACCUUGAUGACGUUGAAGCUGUCUUUAAAGAUUCUGAAGAGCACCAUGUGACAGAGAAGAAAGAAGAGCAGCCAACAUCCAUGAAUGCGUUUGAGUUAAUUUCCAUGUCCAAAGGGCUGAACCUUGAAAACUUGUUUGAUACAGAGCAGGGGUUCAAAAGGGAAACAAGAUUCACGUCAAAGUCACCUGCAGAUGAGAUAAUCAACAAGAUUGAGGAGGCUGCAAAACCUCUUGGCUUUGAUGUGCAGAAGAAAAAUUACAAGAUGAGGCUUGCAAAUGUAAAAGCUGGAAGAAAGGGAAACCUUAAUGUUGCCACUGAGAUAUUUCAAGUGGCACCUUCUCUUCACAUGGUUGAGGUACGGAAGGCAAAAGGAGACACAUUGGAGUUCCAUAAGUUCUACAAGAAGCUUUCAACAAGCCUGGAUGAUGUUGUUUGGAAAACAGAAGAUGAUAUGCAAAUGAGAGAAAAAAAUUGAUAUAUUGAUAUUAUUAUUAUAUUAUUAUUAUUAUCAAGUGUAAUUUUCUUCAUUUCUGAAGUUCUGCUAUUUUCCAAUUUCUUCAUUCUUAUUUCCUCUAAGGUUCCUUCCUGUAGGUUUGUUUGGACAUUCCAUAGUAUUCAUAAUGUAUUUUGUACCAUGCUAGUAUUUUUGAAAGCAUGCAAUGUAAGAAUUUUCCUCAUUAACACUUUCAGCUAUGUUCAUGAAACAAAAAUUGUAAGAAAAUUUGAAUAUUGUAUAUACCUAUAUAUUUAUCUUUUUA
Messenger RNA from Vigna angularis (adzuki bean), 2256 nucleotides. RefSeq names its product CBL-interacting serine/threonine-protein kinase 3. Lineage: Eukaryota; Viridiplantae; Streptophyta; Magnoliopsida; Fabales; Fabaceae. The record is from RefSeq and is a predicted model, not a curated record. Gene Ontology annotation, biological process: signal transduction; protein phosphorylation. Gene Ontology annotation, molecular function: ATP binding; protein kinase activity. The transcript has 16 exons. Bases 648 to 1973 code for a protein of 441 amino acids.